Candidula unifasciata is the source of this 543-nucleotide messenger RNA. The record is from the annotation of a GenBank genome assembly. Lineage: Eukaryota; Metazoa; Mollusca; Gastropoda; Stylommatophora; Geomitridae.
AUGACGGGUAGAAAUCUAUGGAUAAGUGGUGUCACCAUGGCGGUGUUUAUUGUCAUGGUUACCUCGUAUCCACAUGGAGCUCCAGAUAGCGCAUGCGCAACUCUGAUCCCGGACUCACAUGGGCCUUCCUCUUCUACUGGCCCGUCGCCGUAUAUUUUACGUUUGUCUUCUUCUACCUACAGCCCGAACCAGGUUAUUACAAUUACACUGGGUGGCGCAUCUCACAAAGGAUAUCUAGUUGUAGGACGCAGAGCGGAUGGCACAGAUCCAAAUCCUGUUGGCUUGUUUCAAAACCCAAGCUCAGAGUCUAGACUAGCCUGUGCUACGAGUCCGACUGGAAAUGGAAUCACACAGACCAAUAAUACAGUGAAAGCGACAAGUUCAUUUGAAUGGAGAGCACCUAGUGCAUCUGUUGGGGCCAUCCGGUUUGACUUUACCGUAAUCCGCGGUGGAGCUCCUAACACUAAACCAGAUGCCAGCGAUUACUACGCAAAUGAACGUUCUAGUCCUCUGACACCAGUCGGUUUCCAUGGACACAAGAAG